Molecule: messenger RNA, 1344 nt
Organism: Corylus avellana
Lineage: Eukaryota; Viridiplantae; Streptophyta; Magnoliopsida; Fagales; Betulaceae
Product: RNA-binding CRS1 / YhbY (CRM) domain-containing protein
Biological process (GO): Group II intron splicing
Molecular function (GO): RNA binding
Source: RefSeq, a predicted model, not a curated record
AUGUACAGAGAGUUUAGUUGCCUGCUCGACCCAUCUCACCAUCCUCAGCUCAAUCUGUGCCAACAAGCAAAAACCUUCGAUGCUAAGAAAGCUCCUCUCAUGGCGUCCCUCAACUCACAAACCUCAAACAGCUCUAACCCUAACCCUACGCCCAAACACACCAUUUCCCUCUCUUUCUCGUUUCCUAACCCACUCUCUACCCACUGACCCUUACGACCCUCCAUUUUCUCCCACUUCCAAACCCCCAAAACCCAAGAAGACCAAGAACAGCCCCAUGAAAGACGCGAUCCGGACUGGGCCUCUCAAGUCGGACAUUCCCUUCGACUUCAGAUACUCUUACUCCGAGACCGACCAGUCGGUCGAGCCCAUCGGGUUCCGAGAACCCCCGAGGUUCUCUCCGUUCGGUCCGGGCCGGAUAGACCGGGCAUGGACGGGGACCUCCGCCCCGGUCCAUCAGGAAGUGGACCCGGAAAGUAUCGCGCAGGAGAGGAACCGGGUUCUCGGGGAUCCGCUUUCCGAGGAGGAGAUCGCGGAGCUCGUGGAACGGUUCCGGCACAGUGAUUGUUCUCGGCAAAUCAAUCUGGGGAAGGGGGGAGUUACUCACAACAUGUUGGAUGACAUCCACAACCAUUGGAGAAGGGCUGAAGCUGUGAGGAUCAAGUGUUUGGGUGUGCCAACCCUUGAUAUGGAUAACAUUUGCUUCCACCUUGAGGACAAAUCUGGUGGGAAGGUUAUCUACCGGCACAUUAACAUCCUUGUUUUAUAUCGGGGUCGAAACUAUGAUCCAAAGAAUCGGCCGGUUAUUCCUCUAAUGCUGUGGAAGCCUUAUGCACCUAUAUAUCCAAAGCUUGUGAAGAAUGUUGCUGAGGGGUUAACAUUUGAGGAAACGAAGGAAAUGAGAAACAGAGGACUGACUUCUCCCCCAUUAAUGAAACUUACUCGGAAUGGUGUGUAUGUAAAUGUUGUGGAGAGAGUGAGGGAAGCCUUCAAGACAGAAGAAGUGGUGAGACUAGACUGCACCCAUGUUGGUACCAGCGAUUGCAAAAGAAUAGGUGUGAAAUUAAUGGAUCUGGUACCUUGUGCCCCCAUUUUGUUCAAGGAUGAGCAGAUAAUACUUUGGAGGGGGCAGGGAGAUCAAGAAGAGUAGUCUAAUGUAUCAAAGGAAGUUACAAGUGCACUGAUGCUUGAGUGCGGCCCAAAAAUUUGUUGGACUAAUUUUCUGUCAGUGGGCAGCUUUUUUGUCUUCUCCAAACAAACAGCAGGCUGCUAAGAGAAAAGUUGGUUCACACAGUACCAUGCAUAAAUGACACUGUUGGAUCGAUCCCAUGAUCCCAUUUCAGUUCC